Salarias fasciatus (jewelled blenny) is the source of this 1347-nucleotide messenger RNA. RefSeq names its product trans-1,2-dihydrobenzene-1,2-diol dehydrogenase-like. Gene Ontology annotation, molecular function: nucleotide binding. NCBI's taxonomy places the organism in Eukaryota, Metazoa, Chordata, Actinopteri, Blenniiformes, Blenniidae. The coding region runs from base 130 to 1134 and encodes 334 amino acids. The transcript is spliced from 8 exons. The record is from RefSeq and is a predicted model, not a curated record.
AGGCAUGACAGUUUAGCGGGUUUCUUCCCCUGAACGUGCAACCUCUCCCAAGGUCACAACUCGCUAGCAGCUCAGAUCUUUGCCAAAGCAACACAAUCCACUCAUUUGUCACUUUCCAUUCAUUUCAACAUGGCAACUCGAUGGGGACUCUGCGGCGCGGGGAAGAUAAGCCAUGACUUCAGCGUGGCCAUGAAGACUCUGCCUCCUGGAGAUCACCAGAUAACAGUCAUUGCGUCAAGGAGUUUGGAGCGUGCCAAAGAUUUCAGCAAGAAACACGGCGUUCCAAAGGCUUACGGCAGCUAUGAGGAGCUGGCCAAAGACCCGGACGUUGACAUCGUGUACGUGGGAGUGCUGCACACCGAACACUGGCGAGUGGGUCUGCUCUUCCUCAACGCGGGGAAAAACGUGCUGUGUGAGAAACCCUUUGCUAUGAACUCCAGACAGGUGAAAGAUCUUGUCGCUGCAGCCAGGAAAAACAACGUCUUCCUGAUGGAGGCCAUCUGGUCCCGCUGCUUCCCUGUGCACGCCGAGGUGCGCAGGCUGCUGGCGGAGGAGGCGGUGGGGGAGGUCAAGCUGGUGAAGGCCUACUUCGGCUCUCCCCAGCUCCACAUUCCCCGCUCGGUGGAGAAGGAGCUGGGAGGAGGAGCUCUGCUUGAUAUCGGAGUGUACUGCCUGCAGUUUGUGCUGAUGGUGUUCAACGGCGAGAGGCCGGAGUCCAUCCAGGCCACGGGGGUGCUGCUCGACUCAGGAGUGGAUGAGUCAGUGGUCGUGGUGAUGAAAUUCUCCAGGAAGAGGAUUGCCUUCUGCACCUUUUCAAUCGCAGCUCGGCUCCCAAACGACGCCUUCAUCAGCGGCACCAACGGCUCCAUUCAGGUCUUGGGCCCCAUGCACUGCCCCACCACCCUGGUGGUGAACAACAAGAAAACGGAGCACCCUCUGCCUGAACCGCACCUCCCGCUCAAUUUCACCAACAGCACCGGACUUCGUUAUGAGGCAGAGGAAGUGAGGCAGUGUCUGCUUAAAGGACUGAAGGAGAGCCCACGGAUGCCUCUGGCGGACUCCGUCCUGCUGACGGAGAUCAUGGAUGAAAUCAGGAAGCAGGUGGGAGUCGUCUUCAGCCAGGACAGCCAGUGACAUCGCUCCGGAGCGGGGCUCUUUCACCUGACCUAAACCCGCUCGGGUGGAGUAGAGGGAGCCGCUGGAGGCUGGCGGUGGAUUUCUGGGAUGAGCAGAUCACUCGUGACACCGUGUGACAAAGCCUGAGCCGCUGCCGUGUCUCUGAGGCGACUUCUCUCGCCACCGAAUUAAAGAACCAGUAAAUGAUUGGAACGUCUAAUUUGUGUGUGU